AUGGCCGUUCUCGCUGGGUCAGGCGAGGAUGAAGAAGAGGAUGAUGAGGAUGAAGAUGACGAGGAUUAUAACCCUGCCUGGUUGAAUGCCCCAGUCUCCCACGAACAUGACGACGACAUUAUUGACUUCUUCGAUGCCGAGGAAGGCGACGAGGAUGAGGAAGACGAGGAGGAAGACGAAGAUGAUGAUGACGACGACGAUAUGGGCGACCUCAACUUUGAGGUCAUGGUGGGCGACGCUGGAGACGAAGAUGAAGAUGAUGAUGGGAUUGAAUUACAAGGAACAGUUCCUCUGUUGGCCAUUCUACAAGCUGCUAGAAGCGGCCACUGGAGCAGGAAUCAGAUUCUCACCCUCUUAGGGGAUCCUGAACAGCUCGCAGCCGAUAUAGACAAUGAAGAUGACCCAUCGCCGUUGUCACAAAUCUUGAGAAGAGGCCGACGUCAACCCAAAGACCCCAAUCGCUUCCCCAAAGUACCCAGUAUCGAGGGCGAGAAGCUUAUGCGAUCGGGCGUCUUUGGCUCAAACGAGAGGGCAUACGACCGGCGCAUGCGGAAACAGGUAUCAAGGCGCAUACUUGACCGAGAACUCGGGACCGUCGACUACGACGCUAGAAGACGAAACAAUGGACUCCUGGCACAGAGCCUCCUACCCACCACACAAGCCGAGAACAUCAUUCAUUACGAUGAUCCUGUCUAUUCGGGACAAUUCUCUGACGACGGUAACUUCUUCUACUCUGUCUGCCAAGACUUCCAGGUGCGAAUGUACGAUACGUCGAAUCCGUACAAUUGGAAACACUACAAGUCGGUGCACUAUCCCUGGGGCCAAUGGACCUUGACAGAUGCCUCCCUCAGUCCGGACAACAAAUGGCUAGCAUAUACAUCCAUCUCGCCACUGGUCUGCAUCGCACCCACAGACCCCCUGGAUACCGGAGAUCCGUACAACCUCGAUUUGAGCGAAGACCAUCCAGCCCGGCGUGGGCAAUGGGACCGAGCAAGAGGGUUCACGGGUAUUUUCUCCGUGCGUUUCUCUGGCGACGGGAGAGAGCUGGUAGCUGGAACCAACGGCGACUCGAUAGUGGUAUAUGACAUUGAGUCUCGGAGGGUGCUACAUCACAUCGAGGGCCACUCGAACGACGUCAACGCUGUCUGUUUUGCGGACAAGUCCUCGCCGCACAUCAUCUACUCCGGCUCAGACGAUGCCACAGUCAAGGUGUGGGACCGCAGGAGUAUGGGUGAUAGACGAGAGGUCGGCGCCUUUGUCGGACACGUCGAGGGGAUUACCUACAUUGACAGCAAGGGCGACGGCCGAUACAUUCUCAGCAAUGGCAAGGAUCAGAGCAUGAAGCUCUGGGACGUGCGCAUGGUCAUGUCCAGACGCCAAUUCCGCGAGUUGGAUCCAAUGAGACACACGCGCUACAGCAGCUACGACUACCGCAUGGGUCGAUAUGACGAGGAGGAUUGGGAUCCCCAUCCCCACGACAACUCCGUCGUCACGUUCCGGGGGCACAAGGUGCUCAACACCCUCAUCCGCUGCCAUUUCUCCCCGCCUAAUGCGACCAACUCGCGCUAUGUGUACUCGGGCAGCAGAGAUGGCAAGGUGUACGUAUGGAACAUGGAUGCCACGCUGGCCCGGGUUAUCGACGUCCAGAAGGCCACAAAGAACUCGCGCCAGCGAGACGGGGGCCGCGCCCGGAGAUAUUACCGCUUUGACGACGGCGGUUCGUGGUCAACUUGCGUGCGUGACGCCAGCUGGCACCCCAAUGCGCCUUUCCUCGUUGGUAAGUAA
Emericellopsis atlantica is the source of this 1785-nucleotide messenger RNA. RefSeq names its product WD repeat protein. The transcript is spliced from 2 exons. The record is from RefSeq and is a predicted model, not a curated record. NCBI's taxonomy places the organism in Eukaryota, Fungi, Ascomycota, Sordariomycetes, Hypocreales, Bionectriaceae. Gene Ontology annotation, cellular component: Cul4-RING E3 ubiquitin ligase complex. The coding region runs from base 1 to 1785 and encodes 594 amino acids. Gene Ontology annotation, molecular function: protein binding. Gene Ontology annotation, biological process: proteasome-mediated ubiquitin-dependent protein catabolic process.